Molecule: messenger RNA, 691 nt
Organism: Rhodofomes roseus
Lineage: Eukaryota; Fungi; Basidiomycota; Agaricomycetes; Polyporales; Fomitopsidaceae
Product: DSS1/SEM1 family-domain-containing protein
Exons: 3
Coding region: 98-421 (107 amino acids)
Biological process (GO): mRNA export from nucleus; proteasome assembly; double-strand break repair via homologous recombination
Cellular component (GO): proteasome complex; proteasome regulatory particle, lid subcomplex
Source: RefSeq, a predicted model, not a curated record
CGCGUCCUCGUCCUCGAACGCGUCGAGCUGCGUCAAGCCUACCCACUUGCCAUUUGCCCUUUCGACACCAUAUCCCUACCUUGGACUCAUCACGGCCAUGGCAUCAGCUGCAUCGUCCUCAAAAGCUCCAGAAACCAAGGAGAGAGAGUCCUCGAAGGGGGAGCAAACUGUGCCGCAUCUGGGCAUGCUCGAGGAGGACGAUGAGUUCGAGGAGUUCACUGUAGCAGACUGGGAUGACUCCCAAACCGAUCUCGCGCACCUUGGCGGCGCGCCACCAGGCGCGGCGAAGAGCGGCGGUGACAAGCUCUGGGAGGACAACUGGGACGACGAUGAUAUUGAGGAUGACUUCAGCGUGCAGCUGAGAAACGAGCUCGCGAAGAAGAGUAAUGGAGGGAAAGGCCCUGAGCCGAUGCAGCACUAGCACCACCAAGUUUCACCGGACACCUGAAGAGCGUUGUGCAAUCGUGCUUUCCCCUUCGCUACUGCUAGUCAAUGUAUAACUCAGUUUACUGCGUUCGUGAGAUGGUCAAGACGAUGCUAUCAUACAGUGUACGGGUGAGCCGAGGUUGCGCAUGCUGACGAGUGUCCUGCGUAGCACAUCAACUUUCGUGGUGUUCUUCCCUCGUACAAAGUGCAUCCAGAUCAUUCAUCGAAGGUUCAUCUAGUUACUAAUCACAUUGAUUUGAGGUCC